AGUGUCGGACAUCACUGAAACACUUUCACUUUGUCUUUUGUGUGUUUCUCCGUUCAGUUCUUUCUGCGGAUACAAAAACACGUGAAAUAAAGUUACACAAUAAUAUUUUUUACACUCUCUUCAUAACAAUAGCAAUGGGUGCACUUAUUAUUUUAUAUUUUCUCCUUUUUCCAAGUGUUGUGCAACAAGAGAAACACUCAAUCCAGCACCAGAUUGUGUACAGCGGCCUCAAGACAUCUCAUGACACAGUCUCUGGAUCUCUGUUGAGUGCUGUUAGUGUGUGUGAUGAUAGACAGAUCGCUAACUACAGUCAUAAUGAAGGAGACUGGAUUUCAAAUCAUUGGAAUUAUGAAAUCUGGAGAGAUGUUCCUGAUUUUUUUCAUUAUAGAGACUGGUUUCCAUAUGAUUAUAGUGACUGGUUUCUACAUGAGAUUAUUGAGUGGUUUCUACAUCAGAUUCAUAUUCUGUCAAACUGCACAAACUCCAAGUGUUCUGAGCUUCAUGUACUUCAGGGAAGAGCUGGAUGUGAGGUGGAGAAACGUCCUGAUGGAGAAAUCAAGAAUCUGAAGGGGUUUAAUGAGUAUCAAUAUGAUGGAGAAGAUUUUAUUGUCUUUAAUUUUAACACAACACAGUGGAUCAAAAAAAAUCCCAAAGCCAAUGAAACAAUACUGGAGUGGGACCAUCAAACAAUACAAAACCAAAUCAUCAAGAAUCAACUCAAGAACUGCAUGAACUGGAUCUCCACAUUUAAUAAUACUCAAAUAACUCUUCCAGAUGUUGAGGUGUUUGCUGUUGAAUCUCCUCAAGACCAAAACAAGUUGAUUCUGACCUGUCUGGCCACUGGUUUCUACCCCAAACACCUGGAGAUGAAUAUGAUGUUGAACGGCAUUAAACUGGAUCAUGUAAACUCUUCUGGAAUCAGACCAAACGGUGAUGAAACCUUUCAGCUGAGAAUCAGUGUGGAGAUCCACAGAAAUGAGACAGAGGGUUUUGAGUGUCGUGUCAAUCACAUCAGUGUAAAAGAGCCGGUUAAAAUAAAAUGGGGUGGAGAAUGCAGUAACUGCAGUGAAGCAUCUAACGCAGAUGUUACAGCAGUCGCAGCAGUAUUUGCAGCACUUGCAGUGUUCUUCAUUGUGAUUUUUAUUUACAUCCUUAUAAGAAAAAGGUCUAAUGGAAACGAGUCGUCAAUCCAUGAGAUGCUACUAAAUUCACUGACACUACAGAAACUAAAGAAAGUACUGAGUGAUGAUUCUGGUUCAGAUGAUGAAAUCUCCAAACAUCAAAGUAUGGACAAUUUAACAAAUGUUCAUGAGACUCAAAGCCUUGAUGACAUCAGACUGAAUCCAGCAGAAGAUCUCACAGCAGCGAGAGGUUUUAUGGGUUCAAAUAACUCUCUUCCGAACUUUGCCAUGAAGAGAGACUCCAGUGAUCCCCAUCAGAACACAGUUACCCAGAAUGCCCUGCUGUUAGCACCACAAAAACUCUGUAGAUCCAUUGAACUCCCGCCAAAACUCCGUCUAGACAGAAACGACCCCCAUCAGAACACCGUUACCCAGAAUGCCCUGCUGUUAGCACCACAAAGACGCUGUGCAUCGAUGGGUAUCCCGCUACACUUCACUCUAGACAGAAACGACCCCCAUCAGAACACCGUUACCCAGAAUGCCCUGCUGUUAGCACCACAAAGACUCUGUAGAUCCAUUGAACUCCCGCCAAAACUCCGUCUAGACAGAAACGACCCCCAUCAGAACACCGUUACCCAGAAUCCCCUGCUGUUAGCACCACAAAAACUCUGCAGAUCCAUUGAACUCCCGCCACCAAACUUGACUCUAGACAGAAACGACACCUCUGACUCCAGUUAGUUGAUCAUCCAACGAUUUAAACUACAGCGAUUAUGAAUUAUAGUUUAUUUCUGUGUGUUUACAUGUUCUUACACAGAUUAUUCUUCAUAAAUCAAUAAUGCAUAAGUUUAUAUAAACACUACAAACUGUGUUUUUAUCAGGGAAAGGUCAUAAACGUUCAUAAAAUCAUUCUGACGGCGUAUUGAAUGUGUGCAUGUUUAUGUUUUAACAUCAAAAUGAGAGAAAACCCCAAUCUCAUGUAAACACUAUUUUACUGUCAGAUUUUUAGAAUGAGCUGAUUUAUAUUUUCAUGCCUUCAGUGUUUAAUCUGUCUAUAUUUAUUGUUACUUUAUUAAUCCCAAUGCAUUAACUAAUGUUAACAAGUAUUAACAUAUAAGCUAUGGACUUUAUAUAAAACAUUAUAUUUUAUCACUGUAUGUAUUAUAUAUCCAUUACUUUUAUACUGGAGUCGAAGUUCUCCUUUACAACACUACUUAUUAUUAUUACUGUAUGUGUUUAUGUUUGUGUGUUUUUGUUUAAUGCAAUUUUACUUCGUCCAGUUCUCAUUUUACCCCAUUACAGAGCUGAUUUAUAUGUUCAUGGUGCUGCCUUCAGUGUUUAA
This is a messenger RNA of Xyrauchen texanus (razorback sucker), 2460 nucleotides long. Its product is annotated as zinc-alpha-2-glycoprotein-like. The coding region runs from base 135 to 1859 and encodes 574 amino acids. Gene Ontology annotation, cellular component: external side of plasma membrane. The record is from RefSeq and is a predicted model, not a curated record. Gene Ontology annotation, biological process: immune response. Lineage: Eukaryota; Metazoa; Chordata; Actinopteri; Cypriniformes; Catostomidae. The transcript has 18 exons.